This is a messenger RNA of Girardinichthys multiradiatus, 4927 nucleotides long. RefSeq names its product chloride channel protein 1-like. Gene Ontology annotation, molecular function: voltage-gated chloride channel activity. NCBI's taxonomy places the organism in Eukaryota, Metazoa, Chordata, Actinopteri, Cyprinodontiformes, Goodeidae. The record is from RefSeq and is a predicted model, not a curated record. The transcript has 24 exons. Gene Ontology annotation, cellular component: membrane. Gene Ontology annotation, biological process: chloride transport; transmembrane transport. The coding region runs from base 49 to 3075 and encodes 1008 amino acids.
CUCCCCGUAAGCGACUGGGUUUAUUUUUGGGUCAGUGACAGUGUGUCAAUGGCUGCCGAUGCGUCGGACAGGAAGGCUCUGAGGUACAAGCAAACUCUGCUCUAUGGAGAGUACCAGGAGCACCAAGGAGGCUCGGGCAGAAGGGAGGCCACACGCCUGCUGACUGAGAGGCAGAUCAAGAAACAUGGAAAUCAUCAUCACAGCCAUGGGAGGACACGACAUGUACAUGGUCGCCAUAGUCACAGCCAUCAACAUGCCGAUCACAGCAGGCAAAAGACGAGGUUUCAGCCCAACAUGGAAAAUGAGGCCGCUGAUGAGCAAAUGGCUGAAAACGAAUUUACCUCCAUGAGGAAAAUGCGCUCCUACUCCAAAUGCAGAGACUGCAUAGCACGGGUUCAACGGUUUCUUGUGACGAGGCUGGGGGAAGACUGGAUCUUCCUGGUUCUACUGGGAAUCACGAUGGCUCUGGUCAGCUGGACGAUGGACUAUGCCAGUGCAAAAAGCCUGCAAGCCUAUAAGUGGAUUUAUAGGGAACUGAGGGGGAACAUCCCCCUGCAGUACCUGGCGUGGGUUUCCUAUCCCUUGAUGUUUAUCCUCUUCUCCUCCCUCUUCUGUCACCUGGUUUCUCCUCAAGCUAUCGGUUCUGGUAUCCCAGAGUUGAAGACCAUCCUGAGAGGGGUUGUUCUUAAGGAGUACUUGACUCUGAAGGCCUUUAUUGCAAAGGUCAUUGGCCUGACUGCAGCGCUGGGCAGUGGCAUGCCUGUAGGAAAAGAAGGCCCAUUUGUUCACAUUGCAAGCAUCUGUGCAGCGGUUCUCAGCCGCUUCAUGUCCUUCUUUUCAGGAGUUUAUCAGAAUCCCUACUGUUAUACAGACAUCCUCACAGUGGGAUGUGCUGUUGGGGUGGGCUGCUGCUUUGGUACGCCACUUGGAGGUGUGCUCUUUAGUAUUGAGGUAACGUCCACAUACUUUGCUGUGAGAAACUACUGGAGAGGAUACUUUGCUGCUACAUUUAGUGCCUUCAUCUUUAGAGUGUUUUCUGUGUUUAACAAGGAUGCAGUGACCAUCACUGCUCUGUUCAGGACAAACUUUCGUAUGGAUUUCCCUUUUGAUCUUCAGGAGCUUCCUGCAUUUGCCAUCAUUGGGAUUGUCUGUGGAUUUCUUGGGGCAUUCUUUGUCUAUCUCAACAGACAGGUGGUGCUGUUCAUGAGACGACCAAAUGCAAUGACCCGCUUCCUUAUCAAACACCGACUGAUCUUUCCAGCUACAGUUACGCUGGUCAUUGCCACCUUGACCUUUCCACCAGGGUUUGGACAGUUUAUGGCUGGAGAGCUAAUGCCAAGGGAGUGCAUCAACUCUUUGUUCGAUAACUUUACGUGGACGAAGAUUUCAGGAUCUCCCUCUCCGGCAGGUCUGGGCCGCUCUGCUGUCUGGCUGCACCCUGACGUCAGUGUCUUUAUCAUCCUGCUGCUCUUCUUUAUCAUGAAGUUCUGGAUGUCUGCUGUGGCCACAACCAUGCCCAUUCCAUCUGGAGCCUUCAUGCCUGUCUUCAUACUUGGAGCUGCAUUUGGCAGGCUGGUUGGAGAGGUCAUGGCAACCCUGUUUCCUAAUGGGAUUGUGUUUGAUGGCAUUCUGUACCGUAUCAUUCCUGGGGGCUAUGCAGUAAUUGGAGCAGCAGCAUUAACUGGAGCUGUGACUCAUACUGUGUCUACAGCCGUUAUAUGUUUUGAGCUGACGGGCCAGAUCUCCCACAUCCUCCCCAUGAUGGUGGCUGUAAUCCUGGCCAACAUGGUGGCCCAGGGCCUGCAACCCUCUCUGUAUGACUCUAUCAUCCAGGUCAAGAAGCUACCAUACCUGCCGGAGCUUGGCUUUGGACACAUGAGCCAAUACAACAUCUUUGUAGAGGACAUUAUGGUGAGAAAGGUGAAGUUCAUAUCCUCCCAAUCUACAUACAGAGAAGUCAAACACCUGCUGGAUUCCUCCUCACUCAAAACUAUCCCUUUAGUUGACUCAAAAGAUUCUAUGAUCUUAUUGGGCAGCAUUGACCGUGUAGAGCUUCUAGCUCUCUGUGAUUGGUGGUUGUCACCAGAAAGGAGACUUCUGAUGGAGGGUCCAAGUCUACAGGAGCAGAACCAGUGUCCAAAAAGCAGCUGGGAGUCAUUUGCCUUUGUAGAUGAGGAAGAAGAUGAAGAAAGGGACAAGGAGGAGAGAAACGGUCCCCUACCUCCUCCAAAAGUUCAGGAAACUUCCUCGAACCAUGCUGCCACUGAAAAAGGUCCCCUGCAGUCAGUGAGGAGAACUCUCAGAAAUCUCUUCACCUCUAAGAACAGACAGUCAGAGAAAGAAAUGCAGGAGCAAUGCCCUCCUCCUCUGUCAGACACGGUGACAUCAGAUGAGAUUAAAGCGUGGGAAGAGGGAGAGAUGGACAAGCUGAUGGAAAUCGAUGAGAUACGAAUUGACCCUUCGCCUUUCCAGCUAGUGGAGAGAACAUCGUUGCACAAGACUCACACAUUAUUUUCCCUGCUUGGACUAAGUCAUGCUUAUGUGACCAGCAUUGGAAAACUUGUGGGGGUGGUAGCUUUAAAAGAGCUCCAAAAGUCCAUUGAGGGCUCCACGCGCUCCGGUGUCCGACUCCGGCCCCCUUUGGCCAGCUUUCGUGACAUUAGCAACCACAAGUCUGUCCCUAAACCUCCACCUUCGUCUUCCAGUGCUCCUUCAUCACCCUCUGCAACAUUUCCUCCUUCACCUCAAAUGAUCCCAGAGGAUCCCUGCUCCUUAACCCUUGACCACCACCAGGAUAAUCAUCAAAAUCACCACAAGCAUGAAACAGAGGUAUGGAUUGAGGGUGUACCCGGGGAAGCAGAGGAGUGCAGCAGCAGUACAACAAGUCGCUUGAGAAGUAGAAGUUGCAGCAACAACAGCAAUCUCACCCUCCCUCCACCUUCCACUCCUCCUCCUGCCCCUCCUUCCACAACUCCUCCCCCAUCUCCCUCUUCCUCUAUCCCUCUCUCCACUCUGAGGUCUGCCCGGGAACUCCUUGUGGUGGAAGAAGACAGUGAUGAUGAGCCAAUGGUUUAGCUUGUGAACAAAGAAUAUUUUUUAUACUGGAAAUUUUUAUAGAAAGGAGUUUUUUUUUGUUCUUAACUUAUAUUUUUGGUGUUUGGGCACUUUAUGUUCCUUUUUUUUAUCACACUGCUUCAGAAUCUUUAUGGUUUAUAAUUCACUGCUUGCCUCUCAGUUUAUUAAGACUGUAUCUCUCCAGCAAAAUUUUUGUAAUCACUUUUAAAAGUGUUACAUCCUCAAAGUCUCAGUUGAGUUGUGUUGUACCUCAGGGAUCAGUCCUCGCCCCCCUUUUACUCUUGAUUGACCAGAUUGACCAGAACCUUUAGCAUAUUACAUUUGUUGAAUACAGGAAAUAAAGCCCACAAUUGCGCUUAUGAUUGUUUUAGAGCCAAAGCAGCAUCUAGAGAAUUUUGAUAUGCUAAAAUCUUCACCAUAAUCUGCAUGUAAAAGAUUUCUGCUUAUCAUUAAGAAUUCCAUAAAAAGAGAAGAAAAAGAGUAAAUAUAUUAUGAUGAUUCUUUCCUUUUCUUAAUAGUUCAUUUGAUUGUUUCUGUUACUGUCAAACUGCUUUCCAAAAAAAAGAGAGAUUUUAAAUGAAUGGGUUUUUAAAAUUAAUUGUUAGCAAAUCUGAUGAAAAAUAAACAAAAUAUUUUCUGACAAAAACAGAUAUGGCUCUAGAGAAAAGUUCCAGUAGUGCCAUAUUGUUAUUUUAAAUGAAACUAGUGCAGGUGCACUUGAUUUGGCACAGAGCUUUUGGAAAGCAAAGCAGUAAUAAAGCUGUUCAGUCUACCAUGGAAGAUUGGCCAAAGCCCACAACAACCUGUAAAGUGUGCUGACCUUGUGGAAGCGGCCUCAGAGCUAAUUUCUUCAUCGCUAAGUUGACAAAUGAAGCAACUAAAGGCGGCUGACAACACUAAACCUACUCUACACAAAUCCUUUUAUUUUAUUUUUUUUUACAAAGAUGCAUCCCAGAAUGACUCACAGCUUCUUUAAAUUAUUUAAAUGCGAAUAUUUAUGAGGAUCAUUUCGGACAAAACAAACACAUCUACCGCAACAUCAGCAAAGCGAUGGUUAGUGUUCAUGACAGUAAGUGACAGCUGACAGUUUGUUGAAUAACAUCUACACAUAUGAAAAAGAUUCAGACAAAUGCUGACAGAUGGAAAUCUUCUAAAUUAGUAUUUGAAAUAAUUAUCAUAUUUAUUUAAAGGAAGAACAGUCAUGAUGAAUUAAUUCAGUUACUGGAAUUUAAGAGUAGACAUAUUGUAUUUAAGAAUCGUGGGUUUUCAACCCGUCUCUUCUUAAAUGUUGAUCUGUAAUUGGAAUCUACAGUUUUCUGUUGAGAACAGUUAAUCUGGAAAUUAGGAGUUGGGUGUAAUUUCUAACUCAGCUUAGCACCUUAGAGGACCACUAAAUGUUAUAAAUUAUCCUCAGUAAAUUAAUUCACUGAAGAUCAUUUUUGAAAUUCAACAUUUACUAGUCAAACUAAACUCCAGCUGCCAGCAAGGAUUUCAAUAGUAUUUGCUUGUUUACUUACAUAAUCUAUGCCUAAAUGCAUGCACCAUUUCCAUUUUUUAUCUUAUGCUCUUACACUAUUAUGUUCUCUUAACCCAAAGUAAGUCCUCAGGUGCUACCUUAAAAGUCUUUAAAUCUACCCGUUUCAAAGAAAAAAGCUUUUUAUGUUCAAAUAAAAAUGUGUAUCUGUACCUUUUAAAGAGAGGUUCAGUCUCUGUAAGUCUUUAUCCGUCUGUCUGUGCUAAUUUAGUAUUUAUGAAAUUAUUUAUUUUUUGGUGUUUCAGUAGAUUUAAAUGUUAUCCACACAUUGAUAUUACUGAAAAAAAAAGUAGAGAAAUAAAGCUUUGUGUUACUGUA